Lepus europaeus (European hare) is the source of this 5490-nucleotide messenger RNA. RefSeq names its product mitogen-activated protein kinase kinase kinase 21 (gene MAP3K21). The record is from RefSeq and is a predicted model, not a curated record. Gene Ontology annotation, biological process: protein phosphorylation. Bases 1 to 3108 code for a protein of 1035 amino acids. NCBI's taxonomy places the organism in Eukaryota, Metazoa, Chordata, Mammalia, Lagomorpha, Leporidae. Gene Ontology annotation, molecular function: JUN kinase kinase kinase activity; ATP binding; protein binding. The transcript is spliced from 10 exons.
AUGGCUUUGCCCAGCGCCGAGGGUGCGGCCGACACGCCGGUGUCAGCGGCCCGGGGCGCCCGGGCCGGCUCCGCGUCGUCGUCGUCCGGCUCCUCCGGCGGCUCGGCCUCGGCGGGCCCCGGGCUGUGGGCCGCGCUCUACGACUACGAGGCGCGCGGCGAGGACGAGCUGAGCCUGCGGCGCGGCCAGCUGGUGGAGGUGCUGUCGCAGGACGCCGCCGUGUCGGGCGACGAGGGCUGGUGGGCCGGCAAGGUGCAGCGGCGCCUCGGCAUCUUCCCCGCCAACUACGUGGCGCCGUGCAGCCCGGCCGCCCGCUCCGCGCCGCCGCCCGCGCCGCCGCCGCCACCGCGGCCCGACUCGCCCGUGCACGUCGACUUCGAGCUGCUGGAGCUCAAGGAGCUCAUCGGCGCCGGCGGCUUCGGACAGGUGUACCGCGCCACCUGGCAGGGUCAGGAGGUGGCGGUGAAGGCGGCGCGCCGCGACCCGGAGCAGGACGCCGCGGCGGCGGCUGAGAGCGUGCGGCGGGAGGCGCGGCUCUUCUCCAUGCUGCGGCACCCCAACAUCAUCGAACUGCGCGGCGUGUGCCUGCGGCAGCCGCACCUCUGCCUGGUGCUGGAGUUCGCCCGCGGCGGCGCGCUCAACCGCGCGCUGGCCGCCGCCAACGCCGCCUCGGACCCCUGCGCGCCGGGCCCGCGCCGCGCGCGCCGCAUCCCCCCGCACGUGCUGGUCAACUGGGCAGUGCAGAUCGCGCGGGGCAUGCUGUACCUGCACGAGGAGGCCUUCGUGCCCAUCCUGCACCGGGACCUCAAGUCCAGCAACAUCUUGCUGCUGGAGAAGAUAGAGCAUGAUGACAUCUGCAAUAAAACGUUGAAGAUCACAGAUUUCGGGCUAGCAAGGGAGUGGCACAGGACCACCAAGAUGAGUGCCGCAGGCACCUACGCCUGGAUGGCCCCCGAGGUCAUCAAGUCAUCCUUGUUUUCCAAGGGAAGCGAUGUCUGGAGCUAUGGAGUGCUGCUGUGGGAACUGCUCACGGGAGAAGUCCCCUACCGUGGCAUUGAUGGUCUCGCCGUGGCUUAUGGGGUAGCAGUCAAUAAGCUCACUUUGCCCAUUCCAUCCACCUGCCCCGAGCCGUUUGCCAAGCUCAUGAAAGAAUGCUGGGAACAAGACCCUCAUAUUCGCCCAUCAUUUGCCUUAAUUCUUGAACAGCUGACUGCUAUUGAAGGGGCAGUGAUGACUGAAAUGCCACAGGAAUCUUUUCAUUCCAUGCAAGAUGACUGGAAACUGGAAAUUCAACAAAUGUUUGAUGAGUUAAGAACAAAGGAAAAGGAGCUGCGGUCCCGCGAGGAGGAGCUGACACGCGCCGCGCUGCAGCAGAAGUCGCAGGAGGAGCUGCUGAGGCGGCGGGAGCAGCAGCUCGCCGAGCGCGAGAUCCACGUGCUGGAGCGGGAGCUCAACAUCAUGCUCUUCCAGCUGAGCCAGGACAAGCCCAACGUGAAGAAGAGGAAGGGCAAGUUUAAGAGAAGUCGGUUAAAGCUCAAAGACGGACAUCGGAUCAGUCUGCCUUCAGAUUUCCAACAUAAGAUAACAGUGCAGGCCUCUCCCAACCUGGACAAACGGAGGAGUUUGAACAGCAGCGGUUCCAGUCCACCCAGCAGCCCCACGAUGCUGCCCCGGCUCCGGGCUAUCCAGUUGACUUCAGAUGAAAGCAAUAAGACUUGGGGGAGGAACACAGGCUUCCGACAAGAAGAAUUUGAGGAUGUAAAAAGGAAUUUCAAGAAGAAAGGUUGUACAUGGGGACCAAAUUCUAUUCAGAUGAAAGAAAGAACUGAUUGCAAAGAAAGGAUAAGACCUCUCUCAGAUGGUCACAGUCCUUGGUCAACUAUCUUAAUAAAAAAUCAGAACACCAUGCCCUUGGAUUCGUUGUUUGUGGACCAACCAGGUGCUUGUGAAGAGACAAAACUUCCCCCUGAUGGAUUAGAACACAGAAAACCAAAGCAAAUGAAAUCACCCAGUCCAGCCUGUGUAGAUCUACCUCUUUGGAAAGAUGGUCAGAGAGAGAAUCCCGUAGAAGCUGAAAGCUGGGAGGAGGGCACCUCUGCAAGCUCUCCCACGGGUUCUCCUCAAGUGACUCCUACAAACAGCCUAGGAAGAUCCAUCCAGAGGAAGAAGACAGAGUCAGCUUUGUAUGGGUGCACGGCGCUGCUGGCAUCCGUGGCUCUGGGACUAGACAUUAGAGAGCUUAGUAAAGCACCAGCUGCUGAUGAUCUCUUGCCCAAAGAAGAGAAGAAGAAACGAGAAGGACUCUUCCAGCGGGCGUCCAAGUCUCGCAGAAGCGCCAGCCCUCCCCCAAGGCUGCCCAGCAGUGCACCCUCUCUCCCACCCGCAGCUGCUACCAGCCUUUUCUCUGUGUCUUCUCUCUCCACCAAGUGCUUGCUGCAGCCUGAUGCAGAAGAGCUGUUCGUGGACAGAUCCCCAAGGUGUGACUCCAAGAUACACACUCCAGGUUUUUGUCCUGCUGUUUCUGAAAGUAGCCGUGAGCCAACUCCCACGCCAACCCUCGAGACUGAUCGGAGUGUGUUGAAAACCCUGCCUCCUCCUGUUUUGGAGCAGACGCGUGGGAAUGUGCCUUAUUUUGCUUCUUCAAAAGACAGAGCCUCGUGUCACAGGAGGACUAGGUCUGAGGGGAACCCGCUGCACACCCCGACCAAUGCUGUGAUUAUCUCAGCCCCCAGAGCCUCUGAACUGCCAGUGCACUCCUCACCCAGCCCUCAUGGUGACCCUCCAAGCGAAGUCUCACCUGAGAGACAUGGAGCAGCUGCUGUGCUGCCUCGGCCUCGCCCUGCCUCCCUGAGAAGCUGCUCAGAUGGGCCACAGGCGCCCCCACAGAGGACCGCGUUUCAGCCUGCACAGGACCCUCCAGAACUGGGCCCUGCCUGUUUUCUUGGUGCCAAGGAGAGAACUAAAUUCCAUGUGCCUUGUUACAUGCCUUCCUUACUGGACGCCGACGUGGAAGGCCAGAGCAGGGACUGCACUGUGCCUCUGUGCAGAAUGAAGAGCAAACCUUACCGACCAUCCAUCUAUGAACUGGAGAAAGAAUUUCUAUCUUAAGUGAAGUGCCUUAUGUUGUUCAAGCAUUUCUUCUUUUAAGGUGAACAAAUGAAAACAGUGUAUCUACCUUUAAAUUGUCUCAUGCUGCUGUAUUUUCAAAAGCUGUGGCCAUGUUACUAAAUUAGUAAUGGAAGUCCAACUUCUCAAACAAUGUCCUGGAUGGCUUCUAGCCAUCUAUGUUGUUCUUCCACUGGAUUCUUACCUAGUAACUUGAAACACAGAAAAGUAUAAAACAAGAAGCGUGCAUCCAGGUAACACUGUGCUGUGUGGGGUUACUUUAAGCACGAUAGUAUAGCUCUGCUCUCAUUUGUGUUCUCCUCUGUUUGCAAUAGAAUAGUCACGAGGCUCACCAUGUCUGUCUCCUUCCUUCCAUCUUUCCAUCUCUUUUUAAAAAUGUCCUUUCCUUUCCCUUGUCUUCUUUUCUGUUACUGGUGCAACAGAACACCAAGAAAUCACUAUGGAUUUUUUGACAAAUAAGAUAUUAGUAAAUAAAAGUGUCAACUUGAAAAAUCUAAUGACUGGAAUAGAUACACAUCCUACGUAAAACCCUAAAUUCAGACAUAGGCAUAAAUGCAUAAAAAUUUGUCCCAUUCCCACUUACAUUAUGCAAUAACAUUUCCCUGUUUGAGGAAAUUUUACUGAAUGUAACUUAUACAAUUUUUACUGAAUGUAACUUAUAUGUAUUUUAUGCAUUAGAACUCCAAAAUAGAUGUUAAAAGAUCAGUGGUUAACAUUUGGUUAUGACCAUAUCGUAUGCCUGUGAACACAGCCAAUCCAAAGGUUUUUAUUGUAGAAAGCAGUUUUCCUCUAUCAGAAGCCAUUAUUUGGUAUCCAGAAGUACAAAACGUUUCCAUCCUCUAGUAGAAUUUUUUUCUCUACUUGAAUGCAUAGCUAAUCUGAUAACCCCAAAUAUGCUUAAGUACUGCCAACUCAAGAAACAGCAGAACUGUUAGAAUUUAAGUGUUUUGUUGUUAUUUCACAUUUAAUUUAAUUAUGGAUAAUUGUCUGACAACUGGUAAGAUAAGCUGAAAUGGUAGAAAUGAAAUAUAGAUUUUCAGAAAUGAAUUUAUAAAAUGGAUCUUUGAAUAGCACCUCAAGAUUUUAAAUGAUUUAAGAAUUAUUUAUGAAUCGCUUUUGUAAUCAUACUUAUGUGAUACAAACAGACUACUAGGGUAUUGCUUGGGUUUUCUUUGUUAGAUCUGUUGUGCUUCUCUUCUGUCACUAGAAUAUGGUUAUUCAAAAGACAGGCAGAUAUUUAAAUUUUUCUAUAAGAUGAAACACUGACUGCAUUUCAAACAUUGUUUGAUAUAUCAUUCAAAGUUGUACCUUAGUUAAGUUUUAUUGAGUAACUGCAGUGUCAGCAAUCUUAAAAUAAAUCAGAUAUGAUGAACUAUCUCACUUAUAAUAACAAAAAAAGGGGAAAUCAUAUUAUUUGGCCAUUUUGAAACAUCUUAAUCCCCUAGCAGGAUUGCCCCAGCCAAUGAUGGACAGGCCAUCAAAGACUCCCAUUAACAUUGUGUACUGUGCUCUUAAGAAAAAGAAAAUCCUGUAUUUUGGAUUCCUGCAGCAAAACCUCAGGUACUUAAUACAUUUUGCUGUAUUAUCCUCUGAUUCGGUUUCAUGUUUGAGUAGUUACUGAAUUAAGAUAGUGGAGAUUUGAUUUCCUCAAAACUUUACUGUAUUUGAAAGCAUAGUUGACUGCCUCAUGGUUAGUCAUUUGGAGGCAGGUAACUUCCAACUAAAAGUAAAAGAAAUGUGCGUAUAAUCAAUACGUGAAAGAAAACACAGGGACUAUGUCCUCAGUAUUGCUUCUACCCAAACAUCUCUUGUGUGUGGUGCUUGUUCACGUUUGUGUGUGUGUGUGGGGGGGGUGAGGUGGUGGUAAUCUGUCUUGUCUCUCUCUGUUCUGUUCUUGCUCCCCUUCGGGUGAUUUUAGUGAACUCUACAUUUUGAUGAAUUUAGAAUUGAAUCUGUGUGAAAAAGAUAAUUGCAAUAUGAGGAAUCAGCCUCACAUGUUACUGCAGAUAGUCAUUUUUUAUUGCAAUCUGUUGUACUUUUGUGAUUUUCUCUGUGUGCUGGUAUGCUGAGCAGGAUCUGGUUAUUUAUUUUCGUAGAGAUGUUUUAGCUCACAGAAAGAUCAAUUAAGCUGAUUGCUGUUAGUCUACAAUGGAGGUGCUCCCGCUGCAGAGAUGUAAGGCAUGGGCCUGAUGUGCUGUACUAUGAAGCCUUGUGACUGAAAAAAAUAUGUUUACAUAUGUUGUCUAUUUUUUUAAUAAACUUUUUUUAUAGCUGAUCUGUUCGCUCAGUGGCUUUGAUCUGCUCCUGAUGAUUGUGACUCUAGUUUGUAAUGGUUUAUUUUGUUAUUCAGUAAGGUAAAGUACG